AUGGCUCCUUCAACUAUUUCAAUAGUCAUUUUCUCCUUACUUUUAUUCUCGUCUUAUUCGAAUGCUCAAACAACCCCAUCAAAGAAACCCGAAGCCUUCACUUUCCCGAUCAAGAAAGAUGACACAACCAACCAGUACUACACCAACAUUCAGUUUGGUUCAAACAGCACCAAACUGAAUGUGGUGAUCGAUCUCGGAGGCAACUUCCUCUGGUUCAACUCCGAAGACUACUUGAACGCUGCAUCGACGUUCCACCCGAUCCCAUGCGGGACCCGCAAAUGCCGAAUUGCCGAAGCCAUAGGUUGCACCUUCUGCUUCCUAAAGCCCGCCCAGCCAGGGUGCACGAACAACACGUGCUCCGACUACUCCCUCAAUCCGUUCUCUGGCACUUCAGGGUACAGCGGUUUGGGAGAGGACACCCUGCGCUUGCGCUCCGCACGUGGGGGCAACGUGUACGCGGUGGACGAUUUCCCCUUCCAGUACGCACAUGACGCUAUGCUAGAAGGCCUGGCGGGUCCCGCCUCGGGCGUGAUCGCCUUGGGCAGGACCCGGAUUUCACUGCAGGCGCAGCUCGCGUCUGCUUUCAAGAUCCGCGAGAAAUUCACGCUGUGCGUCCCGCCAGCUGGCGGCGACGGUAAUUUGAUCGUCGGAGAGACGGCUUACAGCAAACCCUUUGAGGAAAUCUCGAAGUCACUUGUCACCACUCGGCUGGUGAGAAAUCCUGUGGGGCUUUUGGGGAUCGAUCUGAUAGGCAAUUUUUCGAGAGAGUAUUACAUCGAUGUAAAGUCGAUUAAAGUUGGUUCGAAGACACUCUCGUUGAACAAAACGCUGCUUUCGAUUAACAAGAAAGACGGAAGUGGAGGCACUACCAUUCGGACCGUGAGGCAUUACACGGGUCUGAGCAAAUCGAUUUACAGGGUUUUGGUCAAAGAGUUCGCGAAGGCUGCCGAGUCCAAGAAUAUUACGAGAGUGGCUUCUGUGGCCCCGUUUGGGGCUUGUUUCGAUUCGAAGACCGUUCUGAGCUCGAAGACGGGCCCACGAGUGCCGACUAUCGAUCUUGUUAUGGAGAAGAAGAGUGUUUACUGGAGGUUUUAUGGAUCAAAUUCAAUGGUUAAAGUUAGUAAAGACGUGAUUUGCCUUGCGUUUGUUGAAGGAACAAUAAAUGUGUCUGGACAGACGACGUCGAUAGAAGUGGGAGGGUAUCAAAUGGAGAAUCAUCUGCUUGAGUUCGACGUGGCUUCUUCCAAGCUAGGGUUUAGCUCUUCACUGUUGCUGCAUGGCACAAGCUGUUCCAACUUCGGAGCUUCCUAG
Messenger RNA from Erythranthe guttata (spotted monkey flower), 1311 nucleotides. RefSeq names its product putative aspartic proteinase GIP2. The record is from RefSeq and is a predicted model, not a curated record. Gene Ontology annotation, biological process: proteolysis. Lineage: Eukaryota; Viridiplantae; Streptophyta; Magnoliopsida; Lamiales; Phrymaceae. Gene Ontology annotation, molecular function: aspartic-type endopeptidase activity.